UCCCGUGUAUACGCACGACGCACGCUCUCUCUCUCUUCUCUCCUUCGCCCCAUCCCCCCGCGUCGUCUCUCUCUACGCGGACCCCGAGCGCCGGGGGUUUACGUCGCCGGGACGGCAGAUGUCAGGAUGCCGGAGCAGAGCAACGACUAUCGCGUGGUCGUGUUCGGGGCGGGCGGCGUCGGCAAGAGUUCCCUCGUGCUGCGCUUCGUGAAGGGAUCCUUCCGCGAGUCCUACAUACCGACCAUCGAGGACACCUACAGACAGGUGAUAAGUUGCGACAAAAACAUAUGCACACUUCAAAUUACGGACACAACGGGGUCCCAUCAGUUUCCCGCGAUGCAGCGGCUCUCCAUAAGCAAAGGUCACGCCUUCAUCUUGGUGUACUCGGUGUGCUCACGGCAAAGCCUCGAGGAGUUGCGGCCGAUCUGGGCCGUGAUACGGGAGCUCAAGGGUCAAGAUAUCUCGCAGAUACCCAUUAUGUUGGUAAGGACUCGCCGCAACACCUCCAUUUGUUUCAGCUUUCAGUUUCUCAGUUAUCCCGAUGCCGCAAAGCCGAUAAACCGAACGAGCGCUUUCGAGCUCGUUUAUAAAUACACUGUCCAGCUUAUCUUGCAUCCUUUCGCGGCCUGAAUAAUCGUAAAAAACGUUUCUAAACGCGAUAUUAUUUCGCGCGUGUCUCGUGAGCUCGACGAAAGCCGCCUGUCACGCACGAAGGCUCGAACGAUGCCAAAUAUUUAAUCAUCACGAUGCUCUUGCACUUUCACUUCUGUUGUUCAAUCAUUUAAUAUCGAA
This is a messenger RNA of Pogonomyrmex barbatus (red harvester ant), 792 nucleotides long. RefSeq names its product GTP-binding protein Di-Ras2. Gene Ontology annotation, biological process: signal transduction. NCBI's taxonomy places the organism in Eukaryota, Metazoa, Arthropoda, Insecta, Hymenoptera, Formicidae. Gene Ontology annotation, cellular component: membrane. Gene Ontology annotation, molecular function: GTPase activity; GTP binding. The record is from RefSeq and is a predicted model, not a curated record.